This is a messenger RNA of Magnolia sinica, 630 nucleotides long. RefSeq lists its product as uncharacterized. The transcript is spliced from 2 exons. The record is from RefSeq and is a predicted model, not a curated record. Bases 1 to 630 code for a protein of 209 amino acids. Lineage: Eukaryota; Viridiplantae; Streptophyta; Magnoliopsida; Magnoliales; Magnoliaceae.
AUGCUGGAAAUUCCAAAAGGAGUUGCUGAAUGGGAACUCACUGUCGAACUUCAGAAGGAGCCCGCAUUUUGCUUACAAAUCGACGAAGCUGAAACUCCCUCGAAUGAUCAGCCAUGGUACACAGACAUCAAGGAAUACCUCGAACAUCAGAAGUACCCAGAAGGAGUAACACCAACUGAUCGUCGCACUAUCCAACAACUAGUGGCAUGGUUGGUGAUCAUCGGGGGCAUCCUCUACAAGCGAUCCUUCAACCAAGUCCUUCUCCGCUGUGUGAAUGAGACGAAAGCAACACAAAUAAUGUCAGAAAUCCACAAAGGACUAUAUGGCCCACACAUGAAUGGGCAUAUGAUGGCAAAGAAAAUCUUACGACUCGACUACUAUUGGCUUACGAUGGAGAUAGAUUGCUGUGAACAUGUUAGGAAAUGCUUUAAGUGUCAGGAGCAUGUAAAUCAGAUCCAUGCGCCUGCUUCCAAACUCUACAACUUGAUGGUGCAACUCUAUACGAGCUCGUAUACGGAAUGGAAGCGGUACUACCGGUCAAAAUCAAAAUCCCAUCACUUCAGAUAUUACUGGAAAGCCAAGUCAAGGAAGGCGAGUGGCAACAAGCAAGAUACGAUCAACUGCAUCUAA